This is a messenger RNA of Moneuplotes crassus, 1425 nucleotides long. The record is from the annotation of a GenBank genome assembly. Lineage: Eukaryota; Ciliophora; Spirotrichea; Euplotida; Euplotidae.
UUUAUUAUGGAAUCUUCCUCCACCUCCCAGGUAUCCUUUCCCUACAUCGACCUCUACCUCCACCACCUCCAAGCCUCCCUAGACCGUGACAAAAUCCGAUCCCAAAUCUCUGACUCCGAGAUCUACAGCCAAAUCGACCAAAACCAACUACGAGCUACCAUUGAUAAUGACUUCUAUUACCAGAAUAAAAAGAAAGAACUUGAAAAGAACCAAAAAGAACUUGGCAAGUUAAAAAACCAAUAUUUAAAUAUUUCAAAAACUGGAUCUUGGUUUUGGAAGAAAAGUAAAGAAAAAAAUCAAAAAAUUUUUAAAAACAAGAAUGAUAAUAAGAUGGACGAUCUUGAAAUGUUGAUUAAAAUUAAUAAAGAAGAUGUUUCAGAAAUUACUUCAAAAAUCACUCAAACCUUCACAGACCAAAUGUAUCCAAUAAUCCUCUCAAACCUAAUUGACCAAAAACUCCUAAAGCACCAAGAAUUCAUCAACUCAACCAUCGAAUCCAACCUCUACACUCUCACCUGCACCCAAAAUCCCGAAUCCUCCACUACAAAAAUAUCCUUCACUCCACUCACUUCAGAAUUCGAAAUUGACCUCAUCAACAGUAGAGUGUCCUCUAAAUUCGGCCUCUCAGAGCCCAAGAAACUGGAAGAGAUUAAAGAGUGGGAUUUUGAAGAGGCUGAGAUUGCGCUGGAGGCUGAAGGAAAGAAAGAGACGGAGAGUUUUAUUGAGAACACGGGAAUUGAUCAUUUUCGAGAGGUAGUUGAGUGUUUAGAUGUGGAGAAUUUGGAUACGAUUGUGUUCAAGAAUUUUUGGUUAAAGAAAGGACAUUUGAAGAAGAUAGUUGAGAUAGUGGUUGAUAUGAAGACUGAAAGACUUGUUUUUAAUAAUUGAAGGUUCAAGAUGUCUAAAAUAUCAGAGAUUAAGUCUUGAUUUAAUGAAGAAAAUAAAGGUCCGAGGCUUGACAAAUCUGGGCAUAUAGAAAGUAAAGAAAAUAUUGAAAAAGAAGAAAAGAAAACAACUAACAAAAAGAAAUACAAUUCUACAAAGAAAAGAGCUCUUUACAGUCUUUCUUUUAUUGAUUGACAAAUUUCAUCUUUCCCAAUUGAAAGUUAUAAACACAUAAAUAAUACGAAACAAAACUCUGCAAAUAAAACCUUUCAAACUGGCACUUAUAAAUGCCCACACCCUCCAGAACUCAAUAAAAAACACCCCAUAGUAACCAUAAUCCUCUCCAUAAUCAGCCAAAUCGACUCUUUAAAACCCUUCUACAAAGACAGAACCCUGGUCUCCCUCACCCUCAAGAACCUAUACCUCCCAGAAUCCUCUAUCACCGCCAUCCAAGACGCCUGUCCUUUCCUCGAAACGUUCAUUGUGUUCGACGAGCCGCAAGAAUCCUAGUAAAAGUAGUAAAUAAAGUAGUUCCAAUAA